Messenger RNA from Numida meleagris (helmeted guineafowl), 9959 nucleotides. It is a transcript of the gene PTPRD, whose product is annotated as protein tyrosine phosphatase, receptor type D. The record is from RefSeq and is a predicted model, not a curated record. Gene Ontology annotation, biological process: protein dephosphorylation. The transcript has 33 exons. Gene Ontology annotation, molecular function: protein tyrosine phosphatase activity; protein binding. The coding region runs from base 405 to 6116 and encodes 1903 amino acids. Lineage: Eukaryota; Metazoa; Chordata; Aves; Galliformes; Numididae.
GAGAGGAGAGGAGNGAGAGGAGAGGAGAGGAGAGGAGAGGAGAGGAGAGGGGGCGCUAGAAGGAGGAGGCAGGCGGAGACCUGGCUCUGCUGGAUGCUGGAUUUUCGGACUCUCGUUGACUCUCUCCUACUCCUCAGCGCCAGAGUGCGAGACACUCACCCGUGCCGGCAGUAGCGGCCGGUGACUCCGCUCGUAGCUGCUGCUGCGGGGCUUGGAUUAAAUUGGGCGCCUCGGAGACGAGCGUGAGCAGCGGGAGGAGGUGGCGGCGGGAAGCGGCGGCGGCGCUGGCUGCCGCUGGGACCGGGGAGCCAGCAUGACCAGGCUCUGAAAAUAUUUCAUCUGAAAUUUCAGACUGGACAGACUCGCAGUGGCUUCUAAGCCAGUGAGAACAAGGCUGCCAAAGCAUGCUGGUGCCAAGCUGUUGGAUGAUGCACGUAGUCAGGCCAGUGGUGGUGCUCCUGUGCUUGCUACUCUAUGCUGAUGCUGAAACACCACCGAAGUUUACAAGAACACCUGUUGACCAGACAGGGGUUUCUGGAGGUGUUGCUUCAUUCAUCUGUCAAGCCACUGGAGACCCAAGACCUAAAAUUGUCUGGAACAAGAAGGGAAAGAAAGUCAGCAAUCAGAGAUUUGAGGUAGUAAUAGAGUUUGAUGAUGGGUCUGGAUCAGUUCUCAGAAUACAACCACUGCGCACACCAAGAGACGAAGCUAUUUAUGAGUGUGUGGCUUCAAAUAGUGUUGGUGAAAUAAGUGUGUCCACAAGACUCACUGUUUUACGUGAGGACCAAAUUCCCCGAGGUUUCCCCACCAUUGAUAUGGGUCCCCAGCUGAAGGUGGUAGAACGAACUCGUACAGCUACCAUGUUAUGUGCAGCCAGUGGCAACCCUGAUCCCGAAAUAACUUGGUUCAAAGAUUUCUUACCUGUUGACACAAGCAACAACAAUGGCCGCAUCAAGCAAUUACGAUCAGGUGCCCUCCAAAUUGAACUGAGUGAAGAAUCUGACCAAGGCAAAUAUGAGUGUGUUGCUACCAACAGUGCGGGUACACGCUAUUCUGCCCCUGCCAAUCUAUAUGUCAGAGAGCUGCGAGAAGUUCGACGGGUCCCACCGAGGUUCUCUAUCCCCCCCACCAAUCAUGAGAUCAUGCCUGGCGGGAAUGUAAAUAUCACGUGUGUUGCAGUGGGGUCACCAAUGCCAUAUGUGAAAUGGAUGCUAGGAGCAGAAGAUUUGACACCUGAAGAUGAUAUGCCAAUAGGGAGGAAUGUCCUUGAGCUUAAUGAUGUCAGACAGUCUGCAAACUAUACUUGUGUUGCUAUGUCUACCCUUGGUGUUAUAGAAGCAGUAGCACAGAUAACUGUCAAAGCCUUACCUAAACCUCCUGGGACACCUGUGGUGACAGAAAGCACAGCAACAAGCAUAACACUGACUUGGGACUCUGGAAAUCCUGAGCCAGUUUCUUACUACAUAAUCCAGCACAAGCCCAAGAACUCUGAGGAGCCAUAUAAAGAAAUCGAUGGCGUUGCCACAACACGCUAUAGUGUGGCUGGUCUAAGCCCAUACUCAGAGUACGAAUUUCGGGUAGUUGCUGUAAACAACAUUGGGCGAGGGCCACCCAGUGAGCCCGUGUCAACAAGGACUUCAGAGCAAGCACCUUCAAGUGCACCACGCAAUGUACAGGCCCGUAUGCUGAGCUCUACCACCAUUUUGGUACAGUGGGAAGAACCUGAAGAACCUAAUGGACAAAUACAAGGUUACAGAGUUUAUUAUACUAUGGACCCUACUCAACAUGUCAACAACUGGCUGAAACACAAUGUGGCUGACAGCCACAUCACUACUAUUGGGAAUCUAGUGCCGCAGAAAACAUACUCUGUGAAGGUUCUUGCUUUUACCUCUGUUGGGGAUGGACCACUUUCCAGUGACAUUCAAGUCAUCACUCAAACUGGAGUCCCUGGUCAGCCAUUGAACUUCAAGGCAGAACCUGAGUCUGAAACAAGCAUAUUACUUUCCUGGACACCUCCACGUUCUGAUACUAUUUCCAGCUAUGAACUGGUUUACAAAGAUGGGGAGCAUGGGGAGGAGCAACGAGUUUCCACUGAACCUACCACAUCUUAUCGUCUCCAAGGCCUGAAGCCAAACAGCUUGUACUUAUUUCGUCUAGCAGCACGUUCUCCACAGGGUCUGGGUGCUUCAACAGCAGAAAUCUCAGCGAGAACCAUGCAGUCAAAGCCAUCAGCUCCUCCUCAAGACAUUAGUUGCAUAAGCCCCAGCUCCACUAGCAUUUUGGUAAGUUGGAAACCUCCACCAGUGGAAAACCAGAACGGCAUUAUCACUGCAUACUCCAUCAAGUACAUUGAGAUUGAUGGAGAAGAUGUCAAACCCCAUGAAGUUUUGGGAAUUUCAUCGGACAGUACCCAAUACCUUUUGGAACAGCUGGAAAAAUGGACUGAGUAUCGGAUCUCUGUGACUGCCCACACUGAUGUUGGACCUGGCCCAGAGAGCUUAGCAGUAUUGAUUCGGACAGAUGAAGAUGUUCCUAGUGGUCCACCUCGCAAAGUCGAGGUAGAGGCUGUCAACUCUACUGCUGUUAAAGUGUCAUGGCGCUCACCUGUACCCAAUAAGCAGCAUGGUCAGAUCCGAGGAUACCAGGUCCACUAUAUAAGAAUGGAAAAUGGAGAGCUGAAGGGUCAGCCCAUGCUGAAGGACAUCAUGCUGGCUGACGCACAGGAAAUGAUAAUUUCUGGACUUCAGCCUGAAACUACAUACUCCUUCACUGUGACAGCCUACACCACCAAAGGUGAUGGAGCACGCAGCAAGCCCAAACUUGUAUCUACUACUGGUGCAGUUCCAGGCAAACCUCGGCUCGUGAUUAGCCACACACAGAUGAAUACAGCUCUAAUUCAGUGGCACCCUCCUGUGGACACCUUUGGCCCGCUGCAGGGUUACCGCCUGAAAUUUGGUCGCAAGGAUGUGGAUACAUUUACAACCAUGGAGUUCUCAGAAAAGGAAGAUCACUUCACAGCUACAGACAUUCACAAAGGAGCUUCUUACAUCUUCAGGCUCUCAGCUAGAAAUAAAGUGGGCUUUGGGGAGGAGAUGGUUAAAGAGAUUUCUGUUCCUGAAGAAGUGCCCAGUGGAUUUCCGCAAAAUCUCCACUCAGAAAGCUCUACUUCUACGUCAGUUCAAUUAACUUGGCAGAUGCCGCUUUUGGCAGAAAGAAAUGGCAUUAUCACCAAAUACACCAUCUUGUACAGAGAUAUCAAUGUUGCUUACUCGCCAGUUGAACUCCCUGUUGUUCCUGCUGACACCACUAUGACACUUUCUGGCUUAAAACCAGAUACCACAUAUGAUGUAAAAGUACGUGCCCACACAAGCAAAGGGCCUGGUCCAUAUAGUCCAAGUGUCCAGUUCAGGACACUACCCGUGGAUCAAGCAGUGUUUGCAAAAAAUUUUCAUGUUAAAGCAGUAAUGAAGACUUCGGUUUUACUGUCUUGGGAGAUUCCAGAAAACUACAACUCAGCUUUGCCUUUCAAAAUCCUUUAUGACGAUGGCAAAAUGGUGAUGGAGGUUGAUGGACGUGCUACUCAAAAACUGAUCACUAACUUGAAGCCAGAGACAUCAUAUUCAUUUGUGCUGACAAACAGAGGGAACAGUGCUGGAGGUCUUCAGCACAGAGUGACAGCAAAGACUGCACCAGAUGUGCUUCGCACCAAGCCAGUCUUCAUUGGAAAAACGAACUUAGAUGGCAUGAUAACUGUGGAACUUCCAGAAGUACCGUCAAAUGAGAAUAUAAAAGGUUAUUACAUAGUUAUUGUGCCUUUGAAGAGAUCUCGUGGAAAAUUUAUCAAACCAUGGGAAAGUCCUGAUGAAAUGGAACUAGAUGAGCUGCUUAAGGAGAUAGCUAGGAAGCGCAGAAGCAUUCGUUUUGGGAGGGAAGUUGAUUUAAAGCCAUAUAUUGCAGCUCACUUUGAAGUACUUCCUACGGAGUUCACAUUAGGGGAUAAGAAGCAUUAUGGUGGCUUUGAGAAUAAACAACUGCAAAGUGGUCAAGAAUAUGUCUUCUUUGUGUUGGCUGUAAUGGAGCACUCAGAAUCUACCAUGUAUGCAACCAGUCCAUAUUCUGAUCCUGUUGUGUCCAUGGAUCUCGAUCCCCAACCAAUUACAGAUGAGGAAGAAGGAUUGAUUUGGGUUGUAGGACCAGUUCUUGCAGUGGUAUUUAUCAUCUGUAUUGUUAUAGCGAUACUUCUUUAUAAAAGGAAGAGGGCUGAAUCAGAUUCUAGAAAGAGCAGCAUACCCAACAGCAAGGAAGUCCCCUCUCACCAUCCUACAGACCCAGUGGAGCUGCGACGCCUUAAUUUUCAAACUCCAGGUAUGGCCAGUCACCCCCCAAUACCUAUCUUGGAACUCGCAGAUCAUAUUGAAAGAUUGAAAGCAAAUGACAAUUUGAAGUUUUCACAGGAGUAUGAGUCUAUUGACCCUGGUCAGCAGUUUACAUGGGAGCACUCUAACCUGGAAGUAAACAAACCAAAGAAUAGAUAUGCAAACGUAAUCGCAUAUGACCAUUCUCGUGUUCUACUUUCAGCAAUUGAAGGCAUACCAGGCAGUGACUACAUUAAUGCCAACUACAUAGAUGGAUACAGAAAGCAGAAUGCAUAUAUAGCAACACAAGGGGCAUUGCCAGAAACCUUUGGAGACUUCUGGAGAAUGAUGUGGGAACAACGUGGUGCAACUGUUGUCAUGAUGACAAAACUGGAGGAGAGGUCCAGGGUGAAGUGUGAUCAGUACUGGCCAAGCAGAGGCACAGAAACGUAUGGACUCAUCCAAGUGACCCUUUUAGACACGGUUGAAUUGGCAACAUACUGUGUUCGGACAUUUGCACUUUACAAGAAUGGUUCAAGUGAGAAAAGGGAAGUGAGGCAAUUCCAGUUCACUGCCUGGCCUGACCAUGGUGUUCCAGAACAUCCAACACCAUUCUUAGCUUUCCUGCGACGUGUCAAGACCUGUAACCCACCUGAUGCUGGUCCAAUGGUUGUGCAUUGCAGUGCUGGAGUCGGCAGGACUGGCUGUUUCAUUGUGAUAGAUGCCAUGUUAGAGAGAAUAAAGCACGAAAAGACUGUAGAUAUUUAUGGCCACGUAACUCUAAUGAGAGCUCAGAGAAAUUACAUGGUUCAAACUGAGGACCAAUACAUCUUUAUCCAUGAUGCACUGCUGGAAGCAGUGACAUGUGGAAAUACCGAAGUGCCAGCCAGAAACCUGUAUGCAUAUAUUCAGAAGCUGACACAGAUAGAAACAGGAGAGAAUGUCACAGGAAUGGAACUGGAAUUUAAGCGUCUUGCUAGCUCUAAGGCUCACACUUCAAGAUUCAUCAGUGCCAAUCUUCCUUGUAAUAAAUUCAAAAAUCGCCUUGUCAAUAUUAUGCCAUAUGAGUCUACAAGGGUAUGCUUGCAGCCGAUCCGAGGAGUUGAAGGGUCCGAUUAUAUUAAUGCCAGUUUUGUUGAUGGAUACAGACAACAGAAAGCUUACAUAGCUACACAGGGUCCUUUGGCAGAAACAACUGAAGAUUUCUGGAGAAUGCUGUGGGAGCAUAAUUCUACAAUUGUGGUCAUGCUUACUAAGUUACGAGAAAUGGGCAGAGAAAAAUGCCACCAGUAUUGGCCUGCAGAGCGUUCAGCCAGGUAUCAGUAUUUUGUGGUAGACCCAAUGGCAGAGUACAACAUGCCACAGUAUAUUCUGAGGGAAUUCAAAGUUACAGAUGCAAGGGAUGGCCAGUCCCGAACAGUGAGGCAGUUCCAGUUCACUGACUGGCCAGAACAAGGAGUGCCAAAGUCUGGAGAAGGAUUUAUUGACUUCAUAGGCCAAGUGCAUAAAACAAAAGAGCAGUUUGGUCAGGAUGGACCAAUCUCUGUUCAUUGCAGUGCGGGUGUUGGAAGGACUGGAGUAUUCAUAACUCUGAGCAUUGUGUUAGAAAGAAUGAGAUACGAAGGUGUUGUAGAUAUCUUCCAGACUGUCAAAAUGUUAAGGACACAGCGGCCAGCCAUGGUACAGACAGAGGAUCAAUAUCAAUUCUGCUAUCGAGCCGCACUGGAAUAUCUGGGCAGCUUUGAUCACUAUGCAACAUAAAAACCCAUCCUGGAUUUUUAUUGCAGGCCCUUCAAGAUCCAGAGAGCCGCUUCUGAGCCAUACGAUGUGCUUUAGAAGUACUUCUUAGCUCUUAGCUAUGGAGCGAUUAUUGGGGAUAUAUAAAAUAAAUUAAAAAAAAAAAUUUUGGGGAUAUUUAAAAACAAAACAGACCCAACAAUUCCAUGUGGACCAAGAAUUCACAGUUUAAUAACCUAACCAUAAUAAAAGAAUUCUGACCACUGAGGCGUCUGAAGGAUCUCAUUUACAGAUACCUCAAGGGUUCAACAUUGUUUGAAGUCAAAGGGAAGAGGAAACUGUUGGAAAGAGCAACCAUCUUGUUCAGGCCUGCAUGCCUUUUGCAAAGAGGAAUUUUGAGACAACUGCAAUUCAGCGGAACAUGCUUGUUGAAAGGUCAGGUCCUGGCUUCAAGACAAAGCAGACUCUUUACUUCAACAGUACCCCUUCCCAUCAUAUUGCUCAUGAUAACACUUUAGGGAAAAUGUGAGGAUGUUUAAAAAGAAAGUCCUUGAUUUAGUUUUUUAGUAUUGUAAAGAUACUGCUGACCUGUGCUUCAUUUUUAACUGUGUAAACUUUUUCCUUUUUUUAACAAGAGUUUAUCAUACGAUUAAGUGAAUUAAAGAAAAGGUUGCAUAACUGUUCUUUUUUUUUUGUUUCAGAAUUGUAAUUUUCUUUAAGCUGUAGAACUCUUAUCUGUAAUAUUGUGCUGUAGAAUGGUAAAUAAUUUGAAAAUUUGCACAUUUUUGUGCAGUUCUAUAUUUAUCUACAGUACCACAGUCUUGUUAGACAUUAUUUUACACUUUUGUUUCUUUUAGUUUUCUUUAAGAAAAUACUAAUUGUAAUCAGUUAAAUCAAAAUGGGACUUUUUGGUUUCUUUUGGAAUCAACAGGGAGGCGCAAAGUAUAAAGAUGCUGCUACCACACACGCACACACUCACGCAUACACAUGCACAUGCACACCCACACCCUCUCUUUCUAUAUAUAUAUAAUUAUAUGUACGUAUUACUGUCAAUCCUUAUCUAGCUCUCUGUAGUUACAGAGAUACAGACAGGUAGAUACACACACGCACACACACACACACACACACACACAUCAGUUCUUCCACGACCUGGAUUAUCAAAGCAUUUGAAAAGUCUUCAGCAUACUGCAAUUACAUUAUACCAGUAUUUAGUCACCUCUGCAUUUCUAAGGUCCAUAAACUUCUUUUUCUAGGGGAAGUGAGGAAUGCACAUCAUUGAUAUUUGAACAUCAUCUCUAUCCCAAACAGUAUUUUUCUCCACACUGCCACUUGCACACAUAGAGAUCACAGAUAUACACACAUGCACACACAAGCAUACUUAUGCACACACGCACACAGAGUAUGUGGUUUAGACUUCCAGUGAAGUUCAAUAUUCGUAACACUAUAGUGCAAUAAGAAAUCAUAUUAUUAAAUGUUAGGAGGUGUGCAUGUGGAAAAGAUCAGUGCAUAUCCCUUUAGGAGGGGAGAAUGUUGUAAUAUACUAGGUAUUAAGAUGUUUUAAAAUUGUAUUCAAUAAUAAUGUCUAUAGUGUGCGCUAUAUCAUUUACAUUUAUUGUAUGUAACAGGGCAAAGCCAAACACACAUUGCUCUGUGAAAUCAAAAGUUUUGUGGCAUUCAGUGUUGUUUGGGGAUGCUGGUUUUUAUUUUAAUUUUACAUUUAUAGUGCCUUAUAUUUGAUGCCUAUUUUGAAUAGCAUUUACUUAAGUUAGCCUUCAUUUGUGUUUAGUUCCGUUUAUUCAUAUAUAUGUUAUUCUUUUCAAACAUUUUAAUACAUGUAUCAGACAAUUUUGAAUAAUAUGCAUUCCCAGUUUCUAUUCAAGUAUGGUUUAUAAUAAAUGAGAACCCAAACCAUGUAGGUAUUCAAGACCCUGUAUAUUUUCAUAUUUGCAACAGAUGACCAGUCCACUACUUAAAUACCUGUUUCUGGUUGACUCAUCAUGUCACUAAUCAUAGUGUUAUAAUUACAGAGAUGCAGCAGUACCCUAGCAGCUGUCAACAUUAGCAGUGCUAACGCAUCCAUAUUUUCAUUUUGACUUAGUUGGCCCCUACAUCUCCUACUCAUUCCAUUGUGUCAAUAGAUUGCUAAGGUCAAACCAUUGCUUUCAUUAAGGCUAACAAGAUUAAGCUAGAAGAAUGUGAGAAUGGUGCUGCAUUUUCUUCCAUAGAACAAAGAAAAUUCUUUAAGUAGCAGAAAGUACUUCUUAACAUUCUUAAUACGAUGCCAUUUACAUUGACCUUGGUUUCUGUUGUGUCUUGUGCUGUCAUCAGUACAUGUGUAUCAAAGGAUUUCUGUGGAGUUUCAGAUAGGAGCAUUGAUAUGGCUUGUGACCUCAACUUUUCUUAUUCCACAUUUCCCACUACUAGUGGAAGGAAAAAUAUGGAAGACUAAAAUCUAGCAAGCAUUAUAUUUGAGCACUUUUGUAAGUAAACACAUACACAGAUACACAGACACACAAACACACACACACAUAUAUAUAUGAAACAGAAUUAUAUAGAAGGCUACCUCAGGAUGAGACUCUGUAACUUACAUCUGAACCAGAGAAGAAUGUGCACUAUGUUUCUUUCUCUUCUUUCUUUAUUUGUACUUUUAACUAAUUAUUGAAGUGCCAGUUUAUGUGGUAUUGUCAUGUAUUUUGGAUUAGAUCAGAAAAACAUAAAAAUAAUAAUAAAAAACAUAAUUUCGGAAGCGUAAUCUAGGGAAUAUCCUUGCACAUUAGAGCUCUAAAUAGAUCAGAACUUUAAAAAAAAUGUAAGGGAAAUAAUUGUACAACUAGAUUUUAUUUUUUUUUUUUAAGUUUUUGUAUUCUUAAGAUAACUUUUAGAAUCAUUGAUGUGCAUUCCGCUUUAUAUAAUCUUAUAUAUUGGCAUUCUGCAGUUAAUUUAAACUGUGAGCAUCUUUGCCUACGUGCAUCAAACAUUUCCAAGCUUAGAAUUGGCUUCAUCAGCAUAACCAGUAUGGUGCUAUUUAUGUUUGUAUGUGUAGUUAUUUCUUAUUUUGUGAUAAGUUGCAAUGCAGAAAAAAAAAAAAAAAAAGGUAUGAAAAGGAUUUAUACAUAAGUUUAAUUUAGCUCUUUUUUUAAACGGGCUUGAGUUGUUAGAAAUUGGAGAGGAAAGCUGGGGAAAGGGAGGGGCCCUCUAGGGAGAUUUGCACUUUCUAUACCUUUGUACUAUGCACUGCCCUAUUGAUUCUACACUCAACAGUGUUAUUACUUGAACCCAUCUAUAAAAAACCGCUUAUAAAACCCAUUGGUGUUAAAUUUAAAUGACACAGAACAUGUAAAAAGGAAAAACAAAUGCUAGCAGUGACAAGGAAAUGCAAUUACAUUUUUUUCCUUUUAUUCUUUCCUGGUUUUCCUUUCAUUUUUCUGUUUUCCUUUUUUUUUUUUUCUUCAUUUCUUUUUGUUUGGUUGGUUGGUUUUCAUUUUAGUUUUUUUGGUGCCCUGAUACUUCACAGAUAUCAGAAGGCUACAGGUCUCAUCAUAACCAUCUGUUAACGUGGCUUUGCCAUUCAAGCUUGGAGUGUCUUUACAAAGAUAAUUUAAAAAAAAAAUGUGUUCUUUGCUCUUGUUUUGGAUGCAUAAACUAAAAAAUUUUAAAAAAAAUUACCUUGUAAAAUGGCUUGUUAAAAAGAUACAAUUACCUCUAAUUAGUAGUACACGUAAAUGUUUUACAGAAUGAAAGGCGUGCUUUUUAUUUUCUUACUUCGUUACAUUGGUGGCGAAAGAAAGUCUGUAUGAAAAUCAGUUCUUUGCUGACACAAGUUCCAUUUGUUACAAAUGAAUUCUAAUAAAAUGUCAGUGUUAUGCA